Molecule: messenger RNA, 2964 nt
Organism: Closterium sp. Yama58-4
Lineage: Eukaryota; Viridiplantae; Streptophyta; Zygnematophyceae; Desmidiales; Closteriaceae
Source: the annotation of a GenBank genome assembly
AUGGCUUCCAUUCGCGUGCUGUCGUUCGAUGCUGAGGGCCGCCCUGUGCGUUUCACCGCUUGGCUAGAUGACCUGCAGCUGUUUCUCCUGAGCGAUAGCAAGGAGCAUGUGUCGCUCUAUGACUACGCGUCUGGUGCUGCGCCUGCCCCUCCUGCCACAGCUGAGCUUAGUGUUCGUUCCCACUGGCAGACUCGUGACGCAGCUGCUCGCCUAGCCAUUCGCAGUCACCUGCCGUUAGCUGAGCUAGAGCAUUUUGGCGACUGCAAAUCCGCUAAGGCCCUCUACGACGCUGUCGUCGCUCGCUACUCCUCGCCUGCCACAGCCGAGCUUAGCCGCCUCAUGCUGCCGUACCUGUUCCCCGAUCUGUCCACCUUUACUACAGUCGCCGAUCUUAUCACCCACCUUCGCACUAGUGAUGCUCGCCUGCGUGCCGCCCUUCCCACCGAGUUCUGCGCUAAGAACCCCCCCCCACUGUACUGGACACUCCACUUCAUAGUCACCCGUCUCCCUGACACCCUACGCUCAGUUCGAGACCACUUCCUUGCUCGCUGUCCCACUGAGCUCACAGUCGCCCUCCUAGAGGAGCACCUGCUCGCGGCCGAAAAGAGCAUUGUAGCUGUCGGUGCUGCUCGUGGCGCUCCUCGCACCCCCAUCUUUGAGGGGUGUUCUCCCUCUCCCCUCGCUCCCUCCUACGCUGCUGCUGCUGCUGUUGACUUCCUUGGUGCUGAGUCUGUUGGCGCUGCUUCUACUCCUGGUGGGAGGCGCCGCACCGGCAAGGGCAAGGGGGGCAAAAGUGGUGGUGGUGGCGCUGGUGGGGGAGGAGGUGGGGGAGGUGGGGGGGGAGGCGGUGCUGGAGGGAGCGGUGGCGGGAGCGCUGGUGGGAGUGGGGUCGGUGGUGGAGACGGGGGCGGCGGAGGGAGCAGUGGCAGUAGUGGCGGCGGCGGCGGUGGCGGUGGUGGCGGUGGUGGCGGUGGCGGUCGGAGCGGUGGUAGUGGUGGCGGCGGAGGUCGGAGUGGAGGCACUGGCUCUGGCCAGAGCUCCCAGCAGCAGCAGCGUCCCCAGACGACCCAGCAGCUUCGUGAGUGGCUUGCUCAGCGUGGGACGUCGGGGGCCAGUGCCCGCUGUUCUUAUGUCAUUCGCACAGGUGACCGCAAGGGACAGACGUGUGGGAGGUUCCACACCCCGUACCGCUGCUUCUCCCGCCUUGACGACGCUUGGCGUGAGGAGAUGGGUGCGGAUGUUGAGCGCCCCCGCUGGGCUGAGCUCAUGAGGGCUGGUGUUGAUGUCUUUGCUCUUGACUAUGAUGCUAUUAUUGCUGCCAUGUAUGCAUUGACUGUUAGUGCCGAGGGAGACUGUUACUUGUGUGUGCCGCCUGACCCAGGUAUAGAGCCCGCUGCCCUGGGUACUAGUGAGUCUGCUCUCUCUGGUAUGGUGCCCCCUGUACUUGCUCCCUCCAGUGCUGUCCCGGCUGGUUUCGAGUCUGCUCUCUCAGGUACAGCACCCACAGAGACUGCUCUCUCAGGUACCGCACCGGCUGAGGCCUGUCACACCUUCACCCUUGACUCAGGUGCUUCCCGUUGCUUCUUUCGUGACAGUACUGAGCUCACACCACUUCCUGCACCGGUCCCAGUCUCCUUGGCUGACCCCUCUGGGGGCCCAGUCCUUGCCCAGUCUACCACUGUCCUCCCUUGUCCGGCGGUUCCGUCUGGCUCGUUGUCGGGUUUCCACCUCCCCUCGUUCUCGACGAACCUGGUGAGCAACGCUGUCCUCCAGGAUCAGUGGGUUGACACCUUUACCCCUGGCGGACAGCGUGUGGCGAUCUGCACGUGCUCCAGGACCGGCCGUCACCUGGCCACGUUCACCCGUCGGCCGGGGUCGAGUCUCUACACACUGACCACUGCGUCUCCCCAGGUAGCUGCUGUCGGUCAGGUGUCUGAGUCAGGUCUGGUGGCCCACGCCUGUGAGUGUCGUUCCUUGUCGCACCAGACUCUUCUCUGGCACCACCGCCUGGGUCACCCCUCCUUGCCACGCCUUCGUGGCAUGCACCGUCGCCUCCUUGUGUCCGGUCUUCCCAGGUCCCUCCCUCCCCUCCCUGCCUCGCCUGCGCCGCCUUGCCUUCCUUGCGUCGAGGGGCGGCAGCGCGCCGCUCCUCACUCCUCCUCGUUCCCCCCGACAGAGGCUCCUCUGGAGACCCUCCACCUGGACGUGUGGGGCCCAGCCCGCGUUCGUGGUCAGGGCGGUGAGCGGUACUUUCUGCUGGUUGUCGACGACUACUCGCGUUACACCACGGUCUUCCCCUUGCGCACCAAGGGUGAGGUCCCUGCUGUUCUGAUCCCUUGGAUCCGCUCGGUUCGUCUCCAGCUCCGCCGCCGUUUCCGGACGGAUCUUCCUGUCCUGCGUCUGCACUCUGACAGAGGUGGUGAGUUUUCCUCCGAUCUCCUGAGGACCUUCUGUCAGGCAGAGGGCAUCGAGCAGACCUUCACGCUUCCGGACUCCCCGCAGCAGAAUGGGGUUGCUGAGCGCCGCAUUGGCCUGGUCAUGGAGAUCGCUCGUACCUCCUUGGUCCACGCGGCGGCUCCCCAUUUUCUGUGGCCGUUUGCUGUCCGGUACGCCGCGCAUCAGCUCAACCUCUGGCCCCGUGUCUCCUUGCCGGAGACCUCGCCCACACUGCGUUGGACGGGGGAGGUUGGCGAUGCGUCGCGCUUCCGGGUGUGGGGUGCUCGUCGUGCCUUGUCCGCGAUACGUCCGCGGACAAGCUCUCCUCCCGCACGCUUCCCUGUGUCUUCCUUGGCUUUGUCCCUGACGCGCCUGGCUGGCAGUUUUACCACCCCACCUCGCGCCGGGUCUUCGCCUCUCAGGAUGUCACCUUUGACGAGUCGGUCCCCUUUUACCGUCUCUUCCCCUACCGCACUGCCCCCCUCCCUCCCCCGCCACUUUUCCUUGCUCCUGGUCCCCCUCCGGUAG